This is a messenger RNA of Marmota flaviventris (yellow-bellied marmot), 1752 nucleotides long. RefSeq names its product protein shisa-2 homolog. The record is from RefSeq and is a predicted model, not a curated record. NCBI's taxonomy places the organism in Eukaryota, Metazoa, Chordata, Mammalia, Rodentia, Sciuridae.
AUGGGGCUGCUACUUGGAGCCAGUGUCCUGUUGCUGGCUAUGCUCAGAAGUGCUAAGUCUCAAGGAGAGUUCUGUCACCGCUGGAUGGACAGCACAGGGCUAUUACAUGGAGGCUUCCUAUGCCCGGAGGGAUAUGAUAAACCCACUGCUACCUUCUGCUGUGGAACCUGUUCUCUACGCUAUUGCUGUGCUACCCUUACGGCUCGACUGGAUCAGGGACAGUGUCCAGAGGACAUUACCUGGGACCCCAAAGAGGCUAUGCUCCCACCUCCAGAAGGAUCCAUCUACCUGCCCUUAGUCAUUGUGAGUGGCACCUUUGUCACUUUCAUCCUAUUGGGAAUCCUCGCUGGUGUUGCUUGCUUCCGUUGCCUUCGGUCUCAGAGAAGAGAUGAACUUUGCACUGCACCUCAAAACCCUGAAGUUACUGUGCUGAGCUCUACUCCCACUCAUAGGAGAAACGUCUCAGGAAGCCCACUGCUCCGCCCCAAACCUGAUGCUGGUCCAGCCCUGCCUUUCACCACCCAGGAAUACCCAGAGAGUACCAUCCGUACCAUCCCCAAGGCAGUCACAAGGCCUUUUCACUGGCCCCUGCUUGAGUCUUCCCAGAUACCAUCUCUAACUACAAGUACAGCUAUUGUUCUACCACCUUCUCCCCUACUGAGUGGCACAAUUUCUUAUGGACCAGCCUCUGGUCCACAUCCCACAGGCACUACUUGAGAACCCCUUGCUGUAUUCAGAGGCUCAUUGUUUAUAGAAUAAUCAAGCAAAUCCAAAACAAAUCUCAAAUCAGUCCUGGACCUUGAAGUUGAUUUUCUGUUUUCUAAAAACUUGGCUUGCCUUUCAGAUGGACAAGUGUCUUCUGUCUGUUUUUUUUUAAUAGAAUCACUCUAUGGCUGCUGCCAUUGCUUUUUCAUAAAGACACGGGACUUCACUUAGAAACAGUAUAAUUUAGCUGAUAAUUUGGGCAAAUUAUUUCUACAGUGGGAAUGUUCUCAUAAGUUUCCAUGUGAUCUUAAGGUUUCUAAAUGCAUUAAAAAUGUUUAUAUGCUAAGGGAAAUGGGUAAGAAGAGGAUUUCAUUUGUUCUGAUUAAUGUUCACUGCAGUGUUAGCCAUUUAAGCUUUCAUCUGGAGCCCUGCCUCCAACAAGACAGAUGAGAGAGUUUAAGGAUUCAGCUCACUCUGGGAGCAAUGGAACUUUAACUGUCAGCAUUAAAUACAUGCAUAUAUGCAUAUAUAUCUUCUUUUUCAGACCAAUAUUGAAGGGAGAACUCUAAAGACAGCUAGAGGUCAAUGGUGACUGUACCUGCAUUUCACAAGACAAAGCAAGAUUUCUAGAACAGGACUGUAGGCUGUGAAUUUUAAAAGCGGUGGGAAAGGAUCCAUUGUCCUUUCCUUAAGAGAUAAAGCCUUCUGGUACUAAUAGAUGGUCUGACCUCUGAAAUAUAAGUAAUACAAAAUACUUUGCCAGAGGUAAAUACAAAGAUCUUCCCCAGAGUAAUCUAAAUGGUUUAAUAUUCAAGUGUUUUUACAAUUGCUAAUGAACAACUCCCUCAAGCACCAAUCAGAUGGAGAGAGUUAUUUAUAAUUAACUUAGGAAUAUAUUCUUCUCACCCUGAGACCACUGAAGCCUGGAUUAGUGACCUCAGGGACCCCAGAGUGAUUACUGGUUUAGUAUUGAUCAAAUUUUUAGAAUAAUUAGAAAGGUUGCUAAAGAGGUUGAAUUUAUAGGAAAUAAAACUAAUGUUCUUCUCA